This is a messenger RNA of Phytophthora sojae, 1704 nucleotides long. RefSeq lists its product as hypothetical. The transcript has 4 exons. Gene Ontology annotation, molecular function: protein binding. Bases 1 to 1704 code for a protein of 567 amino acids. The record is from RefSeq and is a predicted model, not a curated record. Lineage: Eukaryota; Oomycota; Peronosporomycetes; Peronosporales; Peronosporaceae.
AUGGGGCAGAAGCAGGCUACGGUGAUCCAACAAAUAGGGUUGCUGCGCGACGGGGGUGCACACGAGAAGGCUAAGGCUGCUUGGAAGCUGGGAUCUCUAGCUGGUAGCGACGAAGUCGCCAGAGCUUUAAUCGCCGAUGCAGAGGUGAUCAGGUUGUUGGGGGACGGCAGCGAGGAGCAGAAAACCCAGGCGGCGAAAGAGCUGUGGAAUGUGGCUCAGAAUGACAAGGCCAAGGCAGAGAUCGCCCGUUGUGGAGGUAUCCCCCCUCUGAUAAGAUUGGCAGAGAGCGGAACCGACCUGCAAAAGGAGAAAGCAUCUCGGGCUCUCGCGAGGUUAUUCCUCAACAACAGAAUCAAGAUAAGGAUGUUUGUGGAAGGAAUCCCGCCACUGGUGGAGUUAUUGCGGAGCGGUAACGACGUGCAGAAAGAGAAUGCAGUUGCUGCUCUCCGGAAUUUGUCCUCCAACAACGAGAACCAGAUGACGAUUGCAGUGGCGGGAGGCAUUCCGUUGCUGCUGGCGUUGGUGGAGACCGGAAAUGACGUGGAGAAAGAGAAUGCCGCUACUAUAGUCUCGAAGUUGUCUGUAAACGAUGAAAACAAACCGAAAAUUGCUGCAGCAGGAGGCGUUCUGCCUCUGGUGAGAUUGUUGGGGAAUGGAAACGAUGUGCAGAAAGAGAUUGCAGCAACAGCUCUAUCGAAUUUAUCGAACAUUGAUGAAGACAUUAAGAAGAUUGUUGCGGGAGGAGCUUUGGUUCACAGCGGGAUUGACGGGCAUAAAGUAAAAGCUAUUGGAGUUCUUGAAGUGUUAGCUCUAAACGCUCAGAAUCGAGAGAUAAUCGCUGCAGCCGGGGGUAUUCCUCCCCUGGUGGCAUUGAUACAAGGCGGUAACGACCUCCAGAAGGAGAAGGCAAGUGGUGCUCUUGAGCGAACGGAUCGCUGCGGCAGGAGGUAUCUCCCCAUACAGGGCGGUAACGACCUCCAGAAGAAGAAGGCAAGUGGUGCUCUUGAAGUGCUAGCUUCAAACGUGGGAAACAGAGAAAGGAUUACUGCGACUGGAGGAAUUCCACCGCUGGUGGCUUUAUUGCUGAAUGGGAACGAUGCGCAGAAGGGGAGUGCAUUAACUGCCCUCUGGAAUUUGUCUAUGAACGAUGGAAGUAUGGAAAAGAUCGCUGCGGCUGGAGGCAUUCCACCACUAGUGGCAUUGGUGCGAAACGGGAACGACGUGCAGAAGGCAAAUGCAUCAGCAGCACUAUGGAAUUUGUCCGUGAAAAACGGAAACAAAGAGAAGAUCGCUGCGGCUGGAGGGAUUUCUCCGUCGGUAGCUUUAUUGCAGGACGGGAAUGCCAGCAGAUGGAGUGGGGCUCGUGGAGUGUUGACUCCUAAUGUGCAAAACAGAGGAACGAUCGCUGCGGCAGGAGGGAUUCUUCCGAUGGUGGCUGUGCUGGGGACAGGGACCGACGUGCAGAAAGAGAGAGCAGCUGCUGCGCUCUGGAAGUUAGCCGCAGAGAAUUGUAACAAGGAAAUGAUUGCUGCGACUGGAGGGAUUCCACCGCUCAUGGAAUUAGCGCGAAAUGGGAAUGAGGUGCAGAAAACCAUCGCGUCUGCUGCACUCUGGAAUCUGUCCACGAAUGAUAAAAAUAAGAUUAUUAUAGCUGCAGUGACGAGGGGUUGCCACUCGCAACAUUUGGAGAUAUCCCACGACUGA